Ramularia collo-cygni is the source of this 1467-nucleotide messenger RNA. RefSeq lists its product as uncharacterized. The coding region runs from base 1 to 1467 and encodes 488 amino acids. The record is from RefSeq and is a predicted model, not a curated record. The transcript has 2 exons. Lineage: Eukaryota; Fungi; Ascomycota; Dothideomycetes; Mycosphaerellales; Mycosphaerellaceae.
AUGAACGGAAUGGAGCGAAGUGGGCGGUCCAUGCAAGGGGCCAAAAAGGCAGCCUCACCACCAUUCUUGAAUCUGAACACGUCUUCGGGUUCCCUCCGUAAGAUUCAAGCGAUGCAUCUCUACGAAGUCAAAGGCAGGCCGCCGAUCGUGUAUGUCGCGUUUCUUGUCAUUACUUUAUUGCCGCUCUACUAUGGAUCUUACCGAUACCGACUACGACAUCCAUAUGGCGGCGCCACAAUUAGCGAGGGACGCGUUGUACCCCAGGACUUCAUCCACGAAUGGCUUGACGUACAUGUUAUUGAGCCAUACAGUGCCUCUCCGCUGUCGAACUACUGUAACAGGACAGAGUGGCGUCCCAACUUGGUUUUCAACCUGGCCAACGCGAACGGGGGAAUAGGCAACGUACGUGGAAACAUCCUCGACUUCGUCUUUUUCGCCAUCGAAGCCGGUGCGAGCAUCGUUCUGCCUGGCAUGGCGGUUAGAAGUCAGGAUGACCUUAGCAAUGUAUGGGCGGACAGAGCCUCCUUCGACGCGCUUUUCGACGAAGAAUGGUUUCUACGAAAAAUGAAAGAGGCGUGUCCUCGCAUGCAGAUUUACAAACCUGAGCCAGGAAUGGAGGUCGCCCCUGCUCUGGAGGGAAACUACCUACCGAGCUCCAGAAGAAUGGACGAGUCGUUCGACAAUACCAAAGACGCAUACCUUGCGCAUCUCGACGGAUGGCUGCAAAGUAAGCCGAAUUUUGAGGCGGACAAGCUGGUAGUCGUCAAUCUGGAGCGAACGCUAUGGGAGAUUGAUACCUGGAGCCUUCCUGUAGGCUUCAGACGCAAUUUCGGUCAGCUGUUGAGGGUAAACCCAUCCGCUUGUCAACUUGCUGCUCUGGCGGUGCAGAACUUGGCUCUGGGCUAUGGAAUCCCCCUUGACCCGCGUACUGCCAUACCCAAAAACUCCUUUUAUGGAGCGCACCUACGGACUGAAGCGGACGCGGCGAAUGCUGGCUGGCUCAACGCACCCAAUGCCAAUUUCUCGGCACAAACUGAUGCCUACAUCCAACAAGCAUCGAAGCACAAUCUGGGCUUGAUUUACGCCGCGUCAGGGGAUCCCACUGAUCUGGGUCGAUUCAAAGCCAAAGCCGCUGCACAUUCUCCUCCGGUACAAGUUGUGACUAAGUUUGACUUGCUGCCUCCUAGUGGUGCUGCUAUCUUGAAGGAGAUGACCUGGGAUCAGCAGGCGCUGGUUGACUUUGAGGUGUUGAAGAGAUGCAGUCUGUUUGGGGGAUUCGUGAAGAGCAGUUUUAGCUACAACAUUGGCAUGGCAAGAUAUCAGUGGCUGGAAGAUCAAGGAAAGGUAGUCGAUCCGUGGAUGGUCACGCACUCCAUGGACGGGGUGGCUUUUGACGACGGCCUUAGUCGUAUGCUUGGUCGAGAUGCUUUUCACGAGCAGAGGAUUCCUCGAGGGAUGUGGCCAUGA